AUGACCCCGGGCCACCACCUGGUCCCUGCCCUUGCAAGACCACCAGCUGCCACUGGGAACAGUUUUCCUUGCAAGGUCACCGGCCACCACUGGGUCCCCUUGCCAAGUCACCAGCCACCACCGGGUCUCCGCCUUGCAAGGCCACCAGUUCCCACCCUUGCAAGACCACUGGCCAACACCAGGUCCCUGUCUUGCAAGACCACCAGCAGCCACCAGGUCCCCUUGCUAAGCUACCAGUCACCACCAGGUCUUGGCUUUGCAAGGUCACCAGCUGCCACUGGGUCCCGCCCUUGCAAGGCCAUCGGCCGCCACCAAAUCCCGCCCUUGCAAGACCAUUGGCCAACACCGGGUCCCCUUGCUAAGCUACCAGUCACCACCAGGUCUCGGCCUUGCAAGGUCACCAGCUGCCACUGGUCCCCACCUUGUAAAGUCACCAGCCACUACUGGGUCCCGCCCUUGCAAGACCACUGGCCAACACCAGGUCUCUGCCUUGCAAGGCCCCCCAGCCGCGACCAGGUCUCCGCCUUACCACUGGCCAACACCGGGUCCUCGUCUUGCAAGAUCACCAGCAGCCAACAGGUCCCCUUGCUAAGCCACCAGUCACCACCAGGUCUUGGCCUUGCAAAGUCACCAGCCACCACUGGGUCCCACCCUUGCAAGGCCAUCGGCCGCCACCGAAUCCCGCCCUUGCAAGGCCAUCGGCCGCCACCGAAUCCUGCCCUUGCAAGACCAUUGGCCAACACCGGGUCCCCAUCUUGCAAGACCACCAGCAGCCACCAGGUCCCCUUGCUAAGCCACCAGUCACGACCAGGUCUCAGCCUUGCAAGGUCACCAGCCACCACUGGAUCUCUGCCUUGCAAGGCUACCGGCCACCACCGGUCCCCACCUUGCAAAGCCACCAGCCGCCACUGGGUCCUGCCCUUGCAAGGUCACUAG
Elephantulus edwardii (Cape elephant shrew) is the source of this 936-nucleotide messenger RNA. RefSeq names its product extensin-1-like. Bases 1 to 936 code for a protein of 311 amino acids. NCBI's taxonomy places the organism in Eukaryota, Metazoa, Chordata, Mammalia, Macroscelidea, Macroscelididae. The record is from RefSeq and is a predicted model, not a curated record. The transcript has 3 exons.